Tuber aestivum (summer truffle) is the source of this 2000-nucleotide messenger RNA. The record is from the annotation of a GenBank genome assembly. NCBI's taxonomy places the organism in Eukaryota, Fungi, Ascomycota, Pezizomycetes, Pezizales, Tuberaceae.
GGAGAGGAAAACAACCUCGACAACCGCACUUUCCUGGCACGAUACCCUACCGCACUGUAUCAUACAGCACCGGUAAUCGACUCCCGGAGCCCUCCAAACACCUUCCACCCUCUCCCUUCCCCCCUCCUUUGUUUAUUUCGAGUUCUGUUUGCUCCAUCCAUCAACGACUGCCUAUCCUGAAGGAAUAGCCUUACACCACACGGAUUCUGAUGGCGUCCCGCCCAACCCCAAUCCCCAGCCCUCCGGGCACCCCGGGAAUCCAUCCGCCUACGCCUACCCAACUCCCAACAGGGCUUGGGAUCGAGGAUCUGCCCUCACCACCGAGCUCUUCCUUUGACCCAAACGCGCUUUCGCCCCUGGACAAUCGCCCCUCGUUCCCGGCAUACUCUCCCUCACCUGCUGCCUCAACCCCGCCGAAUGGAGCCGCUGUGGCAGCACGACGGGGCCCUGGGAACCCCGGCCCCUUCAAUUUUCAACCCAUGAUGGCAUCCAAGUCACCACCUGCUCCUAAGCCUGUACACAUACCCUUCCCCCCGGUUUUUUUAAUUUUAUUUACCCCCCCACUCUUCCUGUGCCAGCGACGUUUUCAGCUAUCCUAACGCUAGUCUCAUGCCAACGAUAGAACCAACGACGUGGACAUAGGUACAAACAUUCGUCCAUUUCGCACCAAAUAUUCCUAGAGCCCCCGGCCCGAGCGCCCCUUGCCCUCCCGGCCAGUCUGCCAAUACCUACUGGAGCGGAGUUGAUACGUUCAAUAUCCUCCGAGCAGCGCACACGUUUCCUGUGGUGCCUCUGCCAUCUCUGUACAGCUGGUUUCACUUUGUAUAGUGCUCAGGGAUCAUUGGCCCUGACGGCAUUGAGCCAUCUGAUCGUGUUUGAUGCCCUAGGAGCUAGCUUGUGUGUUGCUGUGGACGUGUUGUCAAACUUUGAGGUCUGGAAGAGGAGCAGUGUCAGGCAUCCGUUUGGGUAAGACAGACAAUCUUUCAUUCGCCCCAGUAAGAAUAUUCGGCUGCUGCUAAGACGUGAUUGUGGGGCCGUAGUUUGGAGAGAGCUGAAGUCCUCGCUGGUUUCGCCAUGUCCGUGUUCUUGCUCUUCAUGGGCUUCGACAUUAUAUCACAUACCGCUGAGCACCUGGUGGAGGGAUUCUACGAAGGAAGUGGAGGGCACGAUGGGGCUGUUGAGCAUGAGCUGCACGUCCAUGAAGCUCACAUGCACCACGCACGGGUAUCCCCUGGGAGUGUGGACCUGGCAUCACUAGCGGCACUGAUAUCGACUUGUAUCUCUGCGAUCCUUCUCAGAAAUCACGCUAGGAUAGGCAAAGGUAACAUAUGUCCUCCUCCCCCCUAGACUUGCCCACGAUUAAAAAAUAUGUGAUGGAUGAGCAAGCUGACUCUUCGUCCAGCCAUGCGUUUUGCUGCCCUUGAAUCUCUACCCUCCAUCCUUUCUAACCCCUCUCACUUUCUCACCAUUUUCUGCUCCUUCAUCCUCCUUCUCAUCCCACUUAUCUCCGUUCACAUGUCUGCUUGGCUCGACCGUGCUCUUGCGCUAUCCAUGGCCCUCUGUAUGAUUGCCAUUGGGAUCCGGCUUGUCAAGACGCUUGGCUCAAUGCUGUUGAUGUCUUACGGCGGCAAGGGUGUGUCGGACGUCGUGCGAGAGAUUGAGGAAGAUGCAGCCAUCACCGGGAUCCAAGAGGCGAGGUUCUGGCAGGUCCAUCAUGGGCUUUGCAUGGCAAAUCUUAAAGUAAAUGUGAGCGGGUCGGUUAUUGGAGGGAGUGGUGAACUGAGAGUUAGGGAGAGAAUCACAAGGUUGGUCAGAGAUCGGCUCGGUGGCGGGUACGGAAAGGGGGCGCAAAGAUGGGAAGUUUCUGUCGCUUUGCACCCUACAGGAUAGUUUUGCACUUGCCGGCUGUUUUCUCUUUCUCCCUUUCUUCUACGAGUCACGUCGCCUAGAGUAUCUGUAAGAAAACUUUUUUGGGGCAAUAGCCAGGUAUUUUACUCGUG